This is a messenger RNA of Amoebophrya sp. A120, 719 nucleotides long. NCBI's taxonomy places the organism in Eukaryota, Dinophyceae, Syndiniales, Amoebophryaceae. The record is from the annotation of a GenBank genome assembly.
GGACACAUCCUCCGCCAAACUACUGGCGGGCCAAUGGGAUCCCCUGCAAUGGUCGAAAUCAGUAACGUGUUUGGCUACAAACAUGAAAGAAGUAGUAGUGCAAUCCUUGGCUUGCUGCUGUACAAAAGAUACAUUGAUGACAUUCUUCGGGUGCGAAUAGCGAAGAAGAAUAGCCAGCGCCAGCCCCUUGCGAACAUAUACCCCGGCUGCCAUGUGAAGAACACGACGGCAGAAGAAGAGUUUUGCGGCAUGAAAGCCACAUGUGACGGAAGAAAAAUACGCACGAUGGCCCUGCCGAAGAAGAAAGGGGUUCCAGAAAAAAGCAACACAAGCCAGCAGCAAAGACAAGGAAUUGCAUACGGUAGAAUAGUUUAUGAAAGAAUGUUAGAAACUAGUGCAUAACAGUCCAGAAGUAACAGGUUCCUGCCGCCGCGCACUCCGAUGCCUCGACCUUGUUAUGGAAGACACGCAGAAGUCUUGCUCUUGCACAACGACCUCGACGAAGGACAUCGAUGACAAACACUUGGGAGGACGAUGAUUAGUAAAAAUAAAAUAAAAAAACAAUAAAACGCCUGGAUAAAACCGACAAAAAAUAGCACGUGCAGCAGAACGCCUCGAAGUCCGAAAAUGCUUAUCUUUCCCAGUGAGCCCCGGUGCAGCUGGAAAAAGAGAAGAUGAUGAUGUUGUUGUGCUAGAAAAAAUGUGAACGUACUGGAAAU